Molecule: messenger RNA, 693 nt
Organism: Uncinocarpus reesii 1704
Lineage: Eukaryota; Fungi; Ascomycota; Eurotiomycetes; Onygenales; Onygenaceae
Exons: 3
Coding region: 1-693 (230 amino acids)
Biological process (GO): translation
Cellular component (GO): mitochondrial large ribosomal subunit; ribosome
Molecular function (GO): structural constituent of ribosome
Source: RefSeq, a predicted model, not a curated record
AUGGCUUCAUUACAAUCAGCAACGCGGCCGCUAGGCUGCUGGAACUCUAUAUGUCGGGAGCUGGGAAAACUUCAAUCGCACCGACGAUUCCUUACAACGGUGUAUUCUGUUCCAAAGCAGCGCCUCCCGUUCCCCGAAAACCUCCCUAAACAAUUCCAGUCGCAACUCCCAAAGGCUUUCAAACCAGGAAAAGGCAAGUCGUUCCCAAUCGCGAAUCAAAUAAAGAUCUUCCCUCCUCCGCCUUCCACACGUGCUGCCUGUAAAGAGCCGAUUGUCGCCUUUACCAAGGAUCAGCUGGCUAUUCUAGACCCAACCGGCGAAAGACAGAAACUCUUCAACAAGAGAAACCGACAGGGCGCUAAAGUUGGCGAUAUCCUCCGGGUGUCUUUCAAGUCCGGCGAUCCGUUUGCGGGCGUCUGCCUCAAUAUCCGCCAGCGGGGAGUGGACACUGCAUUCCUGCUGCGAAACCAGUUGACUCGAGUCGCGUGUGAGAUGUGGAUUAAAGUAUACAGCCCCAAUGUGCAAGCUGUGGAAAUAGUGAAACGAGCGGAGAAGAGGAAGAGACGUGCAAGAUUGACAUAUAUGAGAAAACCGGAGCAUGACUUUGGAACUGUCGAAGGGAUUGUUCAAAAGUACCUCAAGGAGAGGGCUAUUCUAAGCGGUGAAAGAGGGCCAAAGAAACAAAAGUCAUAG